UAUAUUUCAAAGCCACAACACCAAUCAUAUCUUUCCAAAGCUUCCCAUAGCUAAAAACAGAUACUAAAAAUGGGAGUUCCAUUGUCUGUCCAACGCCAGUUAACAACUUUACGGAAGCUAGAAGAGAGCACCGGCAGCAACUUUCCGGGCUCCGAUCACCACCCAACCGACCGGAAAAACUGGAUUUCGGGUCUUAACCCGGAAAAGAUCCACCUGAACCAGAUUGUCUGGCCCGGAACCCAUAAUUCUGCCACCAACCAGAUCGGGUUCUUUAUCACUCGACCAUUCGGCGAAUGCCAAUCUCGGUCCAUUUAUGAACAACUCGUACUCGGUACCCGACUUCUCGAUGUUCGAGUCAACGAAAACCGAAAUGUAUGCCAUGGGCCACUUGUAACGUACGGUGUUGACGUCGUGAUCAACAAUGUCAAAAAGUUUAUUUCGGAAACAGAAUCCGAAAUAAUAAUUCUCGAGGUCCGAACCGAAUUCGGGCACUCUGACCCGCCCGAAUUCGAGAAUUAUUUAAAGCAACAACUUGGGGAAUACUUGAUACAUCAAGAUGACAAAGUAUUUGACAAGACAGUUGCUGAGAUUCUACCCAAACGAAUUAUUUGCAUCUGGAAGCCUCGAAAUUCGGACCCGCCAAAACUGGGUAGCCCGAUUUGGAGUUCGGGUUAUUUGAAGGAUAACUGGAUCAACACCAAUUUUCCGGAGACGAAAUUCGAGGGUAAUAUGAAGAAUCUGAGUCAGCAACCGCCGGUGAGCUCGCGGAAAUACUUUUACCGGGUGGAGAAUACGUUGACACCACAAGGCCUUCAAGGCGUGGAUAUUGUUACAAACUGGUUCCAUUGGUGUAAGAGGUUGUUCAUUGCGCAAUGUUUUUUGAAGAAUAUUGCAGACCGGUUGCAAGUGUUUUCGACGGAUUUUAUUGAUGAGGAUUUUGUUGAUGCUUGUGUUGGUCUUACUUGGGCUAGGAUCGAAGGGAAAGCUUGAGUUUGUUGCUAUGUUAAAACUUAAAAAUGCACAAUUUGAUGUUUAGAUUCCUAUUUGUAUGUUAUGUUUGAUAUGUGCAUAGGACGUAGAUGAGGCAUGCAUGGGUGGUCAUAGUGUUUACUUUGUUACUUUAUUUAACCUUGUUAUGGUAGGUUUGGUUCUCUUGUUGCCUUUAUCAAUUUAAGUCUCCACUUUGUUUUGUUUUAGUAAAAAUAAACCAGAAAA
Messenger RNA from Helianthus annuus (common sunflower), 1215 nucleotides. RefSeq lists its product as uncharacterized. Gene Ontology annotation, molecular function: phosphoric diester hydrolase activity. Bases 70 to 990 code for a protein of 306 amino acids. Lineage: Eukaryota; Viridiplantae; Streptophyta; Magnoliopsida; Asterales; Asteraceae. Gene Ontology annotation, biological process: lipid metabolic process. The transcript has a single exon. The record is from RefSeq and is a predicted model, not a curated record.